UGAACUUCGAAAGUAAUUUUAGUGUUUCUGUGUCAACUCUUUUAUCGUUUAGUACUAGCUGUACUACGUCCUCAAAGGUCGUUUUGAACCACAGAUAAAUCCGGUGACCUUUUCAAAAUUGUGAUGCAUGCGAUUAGAAUUUGCCGAAGUAUGCUAAAGCGGUUAGACACCCGUCAUUGGCGUAUGGUUCUUAUCGUUCUAACACUCUUUGUCAUCCUGUUUUUCUAUACCAAUGUUCUUCCGUCAACUGAAACUCUGGUUUCGAAAAACAUGAUUGCCGAGGACGUUUCGUCCUACACUACAUUGCCACAAAGAAGGAGUUUGCUUAUUGUCGGCAAAGGGCGUUCGGGGACAAGUUUUGUGUGGAAGAUGUUGGCGAUUGGAGAACGGGUGAGUAAAAAUAAUGUCUAAUGAGCACCCAAAAGGUUUUGCAAAUUGUAUCUUAGUCUAACAUAACAGUGCAGAGACCAACUUGAAAGAUGAUAGUUAUAAAAAGAAGCUCAGAAUGGUUAUGUGAAAAAACAAUAUAUAUAUAUAUAUAUAUAUAUAUAAUUUAAAAAAAAGAAUGGUUACUUGUCACCAAACGUGAUUCUUGAAUUCCCCGCACCCAUAAAACUGACAACCAGAAAUGCGGUGCGGGAUAAGCAGACAAUUCUUAGCCCAUUUAUUGAACUAACCAACUAAUCACAAAACAAAAACAACUGGUUACGCUGUUUAGACACCAAAAAAUCAAACAAACUGUACACAUUUGAUCCGGCCAAAGUCAAUGAAUAAACAAAACCACUAAUAAUAACUGUCAAUCAUCUGGAAAACACAACUAAAAUCGUUACGAGGAAAUGGAUUACAGGAUUUCAAUCACUAUAUAAAAAAGAACAAAAUUUAACUGUCCGCUUGUAAAAAUCCACAAUGAAACUUGUUUACUGUUCAGCGAAUAUAUACUUGCUACUUUACAUAUCACACUUAAUUUCUUCUCAUAAUCUCAUGCCGGCACUUAAAACACACUGCCGACAAAUGCACCUGUCCUUGGGAAUUCAAGCCAGGCAAAGAAAAAUGAACAAACCAUUUCAGAAAACCAUGGCUGUACGACUGAGAUUGUGUGAUAUCUGUUUUUAAGCAGAGAAAGUAGGAAAAAAUAAAUUCCAAUUAAACUUUUUAGGCUUUGCUCCAACUAAUUUCCGCACAUUUAGCACAUGUAUGAUUUUAUUUUUGGUUGCUAAAAUUCCUCCCAACCGUCUACCGACCCCUCUUGUUAUACUAUGAAUGUUUUUUAACGUGUAGGCCCCGUUUUACGUAGUGCAAAGCAAGACAAGCACUUACAAGAACCAAAAUCAGAGGAGAAACUUUCACAUCGCGGUACUAACAAAGAAAGUAUCCACUCCAAUUUCAGAGGGAGUCAGUGUACGGAAUCUUUGUGCGCACUUAUUUACUAAACUCCUUCAACUCUUUUACAAAAGAACGUGCUAAAAUUUUCACAAAAUGCGUGAAAUUAAAAAUGCCAGAUUUAGUUCAUUUUUUAGUAAAUAGAAAAUAUUACAUGGCCGCACGGGGAUACGAAUUUUAUCUUCGAGUGCUGAAAGUAUCUCUCACGGGUGAGCGAAACGAACGAGUGAGAUAUCCUUUCAGCACGAGACGAUAAAAUUCGUAUCCCGAAUCGGCCAUGUAAUGUUCUGUUUAUAGAUACCGGUGAAAUUCCUAAAUAAAACCCAACUAUUUUUUAAUUUAUUUUCGAAACAGCAAAAUAGCGCAAUUAAAGUGGUCACCUAUCGCAAAAUGUCUGUCAGAAAAAACCAAAAGUCAAAACUCUAAUGAAGAAGAGAAAAAUUCCAUGGCGACACCAAUAUCCUUACACGUGAAAGGCAAAAAUAGUAUCUUCACUGCGCGCGAUGAAGAUAUGAUUUUUUCUUAAGAGGAAAAAUCCUAGUAUUUUAUCAGUAUCUAUAUAAUAAUUUCAUUUUUUUAGCUUCAUCAGGUAAUGAUAAGCCUAUGCUAAAGAGGCAAAAGUUGUAAACAAGGAUUGGCCUAUAGCGUGAAGACUUUUUUCUUUAACUCAACAGCACUUUUAAAAAAGUGCUUAUGAGUUGUGCGUGUUUCUACUGUAUGGCCGAAAAGUGGGGGUGGGGGCUGGGAGACGAGGGGGGAGGGAGAGGGAUGAUUUCCGUAUGCCUGGUCUGUGACGGGGACAUUAGUCUGAAAAUUAGAAUUAAACCACCGAAGAAUUAUUUAAGCGUGGAAUUAAACAAACAAUCACAUAAGAGCUACAGUGGUUUUUAUUGUACCAAAAAGAUGUUGACAUUGAAUGCAAUCUCCAAUUCGGGCGCAACUUGAGAAACGAGGAAAAACCUGGACCGAGUUUACUUUCGCAAGGACGGUUACCAGGGACAGGGAAAAAAUUUGGCCAAUAGCUGACCAGCGCGUACACAGUGACGAUCCCAGAGGCAAUUGCGGGACGCAUUUUGGCUCAGGUUCCCAGUUUCCUUCUCGUCGCUAAAGCUACAAGCAAACGGACGCAACAACUCCCAACAAUGUUGGGAUUAAUUUAGGUUCUUCGGAAACUCCCACCUACCCCUCCCCUAUCAUUUUGCCCUUAGUGAGAAGUAAGUGUUAAUGUUGACUUAGGGGAGGGGUAGGUGGGCAGUUUCUCCAGAAACCUAAAUUGAUCCCAAUGUUGGCACCUGCAGUGAAUCGUGGGAAGGAUACAACCCAAAAGACUUUGCACACUCCAAGCCAAAGACUGGAGACCAUGUCACGUGAUGCGCGUGCGUGGCCUCAAGAAUGUUGGAAGAGCUGUGCAAACGGAUCCUUCGACGAUCACGGAAAAAGAGAAUUGUUGGGAGCCGUUGGUUUAAAAGUUUGACCGGUUUCAAACUUUGUGCAACAACACUCAACAACAUGCAACAGGAUGUGCAAACGGACGCUACAUGUAUCAUUCAACAAUGUCGGGAGUUGUUGGCCAACAAUGUUGCGUCCUUUUGUACGGCGCUAAAAGUGAUGAAUGUGGUGAAAUGAAAAUUGACUCAUGUACAAAGUGGCGAGUUUUGGUUAAUACAACGAAGGUUUUCUUUUUCGUUUUCUACAGGUUUUCGAGGUUUUUGAGCCUUUGCGAUUUCACAAUCUUUCGGACGCCCAAAAAAUGGAGGUUUUACAAGCAUUUCUUACCUUGAAGUUUACACCAAGCGCCUUAUGGGAAAAGGAUUAUUAUCCUCCAUUUUGGCAUUUGGAAGAGACAAGCUAUCAUAUCGAACGCCUUAAAAACAAGGCGUGUAUCAUAUUCAAGACAAAACCAACAAGGUGCUUUCCAGCAGAUGCUUUGGCUGAAUAUUUUAUCAAAAAGAGCAAACAGAAGUAUAACUGCACAGUCGUUAAAGCACUUUCUGAAAGAUUACCAGAUGGCAGAUUGUUGAGUCUUCUCCCACUGAUCUCCGACCUGGCAUUGGUUGCUGAUAUUCGGAUAUUGCAUGUUGUUCGCGACCCAAGAGCGAGUUUAAAUUCCAGAAUUAAACUGAGGUGGUUUCCCGAGUUCAAUGAUCCAAACUUUGAGGAAAAUGUUCGAAAUUUUUGUAAACCCAUCACUGACAACAUCAAGUUUGGCAAAACACUGGUUGAGGUUCUUAAACACAGAUACAAACUUAUUUUGUAUCGAGACAUCGCAGCUCGACCGCUUGACACAGCAAGAGAAAUCUUCAAGUUCGCCGGUUUGAAUCUUUCUCAGAACACUUUAGAGUGGAUUAAAAACAUGACAAAUCCUGGCAAAACGGAUACAAAGAAGUUUAAGAGUCGGCCAUAUUCCCUUAUAAGAGAUGCUGAAGCGAAUAUCGAAAAAUGGCGCAGCGAAUCUCCUCCUGAAAGGACAUUAAUUAUAGAAAAAAACUGCCAACCUUUGCUUAAACUGUUAGACAAGAUAAGC
Messenger RNA from Porites lobata, 3904 nucleotides. NCBI's taxonomy places the organism in Eukaryota, Metazoa, Cnidaria, Anthozoa, Scleractinia, Poritidae. The record is from the annotation of a GenBank genome assembly.